Messenger RNA from Miscanthus lutarioriparius, 1338 nucleotides. Lineage: Eukaryota; Viridiplantae; Streptophyta; Magnoliopsida; Poales; Poaceae. The record is from the annotation of a GenBank genome assembly.
AUGGCCAACCUUGGAAACAAUCCUCCGGGUUCUAGACAGGUGAAGAUAUCACCGCUCACACAACGCAAGGCCAAGCCAACCCGCCUCCGGGCACCCCAUGGCAUGGGCAAUCUUGGCGCGAAUCCGGCGAACUCGUGCCCGCUCACGCUGCUGGGCUUCCUGGAGCGUGCGACCACCGUCUUCGGCGACUGCCCCUCCGUUGUGUACCACGACACGGUGUUCACCUGGUCCCAGACACACCGACGAUGCCUCCGGCUCGCCUCCGCGCUUGUCUCCCUCGGCAUCUCCCGCGGUGACACCGUGUCCUUGCUGUUGCCGAACGUCCCAGCCAUGUACGAGAUGCACUUUGGUUUGCCCAUGAGUGGCGCCGUGCUCAACAACAUCAACACCCGCCUGGACGCGCGCACAGUCGCCGUCCUGCUUCGCCAUUCCGGCUCCAAGCUCGUCUUCGUCGACCCGGCGUCUCUAAUGCUCAUCAGAGACGCGCUCCGGCUACUGCCGCCGGGGCACCCGAUCCCGCGCGUGAUCCCUGUCGAGGAUCCUCAUGAGGAGUUCCUAGGUGCCCCUGCUGACACGUUAACGUACAAGAGGCUUCUCAACAAGGGCGACCCGGAGUUCGCGUGGGUGCAGUCGGCGAGCGAGUGGGACCCGAUUGUUCUGAAUUACACCUUCGGCACGACGUCGCAGCCCAAGGGCGUGGUGCACUGCCACCGCGGGAUCUUCUUGUUCACACUUGACACGCUCAUUGAAUGGGUGGUUCUGCCGAGGCCGACGUACCUAUGGACGCUCCCCAUGUUCCACGCCAACGGCUGGAGUUUCCCGUGGGGGAUGGCUGUGGUGGGCGCCACCAACGUCUGCCUCCGCCGCGUCAACGUUGCCACCGUGUACACCGCCAUCGCGAGCCAUGGGGCCACCCACCUCUGUGGUGCGCCCGUCGUGCUUAACAUGCUGGCCAACGCCCCGAGGCGGCGGCGACGCCGCGCCCUGAGAAACUAUCUCAAUGACGACGAGGCGACAAAGGCGGCAAUACGUGAGGACGGGUGGUUCUACACGGGGGACAUCGGCGUGAUGCAUCCGGACGGUUACCUGGAGAUCCGAGACCGUUCCAAGGACGUGAUCAUCAAUGCUGGCGAGAACAUCAGCAGCGUGGAGGUCGAGUCGGUGCUUUACAGUCAUCCGGCGACGAACAAGGCAGCUGUGGUGGCGCGACCAGACGAGCUACAAGGCGUGACACCAGCUGAGCUGCCCAAGACCUCCACCGGCAAGAUCCAAAAGUACGUGUUUCGGAACCUCGCCAUGGAGAUGGGGCUGGCCCGCAAGGCUGACGGCCGACGCUAG